Messenger RNA from Pan troglodytes (chimpanzee), 2847 nucleotides. It is a transcript of the gene OR4E2, whose product is annotated as olfactory receptor family 4 subfamily E member 2. The record is from RefSeq and is a predicted model, not a curated record. Gene Ontology annotation, molecular function: olfactory receptor activity; G protein-coupled receptor activity. Gene Ontology annotation, biological process: G protein-coupled receptor signaling pathway. The coding region runs from base 296 to 1237 and encodes 313 amino acids. The transcript has 4 exons. Lineage: Eukaryota; Metazoa; Chordata; Mammalia; Primates; Hominidae. Gene Ontology annotation, cellular component: membrane.
AAUUUACCCUGUGCAGAAUUUUGAGUUUCAUGAUUUUAUAUCCUAGGCUUCUAUAAUAGGGUAUCAGAGGAGAAUGGAAUCAUUAGAGGAGAUACAGAGUAGAUGAAACAAUUAUGAGAAAAGUGAAUGAAAUAACAUUAUGGUAACAUUAUAACAAUUAGCUAAAGCAUCCCUGCACAACUGGAGAAAACUGAUGGCAUCUCGCUGUGCUGCCUAGGCAGACCUUGAACUUCUGGACUUAAGCUAUAGAUCCUCCACCUCAGCCUCUUGAGUAUUUGGGACUACAGCUCAUUGAAUGGACAGUCUAAACCAAACAAGAGUGACUGAAUUUGUCUUCUUGGGACUCACUGAUAACCGGGUGCUGGAGAUGCUGUUUUUCAUGGCAUUCUCAGCCAUUUAUGUGCUAACGCUUUCAGGGAACAUUCUCAUCAUCAUUGCCACAGUCUUUACUCCAAGUCUCCAUACCCCCAUGUAUUUCUUCCUGAGCAAUCUGUCCUUUAUUGACAUCUGCCACUCAUCUAUCACUGUGCCUAAGAUGUUGGAGGGUUUGCUUUUAGAAAGAAAGAGCAUUUCCUUUGACAACUGCAUCACACAGCUCUUCUUCCUACAUCUCUUUGCCUGUGCCGAGAUCUUUCUGCUGAUCAUUAUGGCGUAUGAUCGUUACGUGGCUAUCUGCACUCCACUCCACUACCCCAAUGUGAUGAACAUGAGAGUCUGUAUACAGCUUGUCUUUGCUCUCUGGUUGGGGGGUACUGUUCACUCACUAGGGCAGACCUUCUUGACUAUUCGUCUACCUUACUGUGGCCCCAACAUUAUUGACAGCUACUUCUGUGAUGUGCCUCUUGUUAUCAAGCUGGCCUGCACAGAUACAUACCUCACGGGAAUACUGAUUGUGACCAAUAGUGGAACCAUCUCCCUUUCCUGUUUCUUGGCCGUGGUCACCUCCUAUAUGGUCAUCCUGGUUUCUCUUCGAAAACACUCAGCUGAAGGGCGCCGGAAAGCCCUGUCUACCUGCUCGGCCCACUUCAUGGUGGUUGCCCUCUUCAUUGGGCCAUGUAUCUUCAUCUAUACUCGGCCAGACACCAGCUUCUCCAUUGACAAGGUGGUGUCUGUCUUCUACACAGUGGUCACCCCUUUGCUGAAUCCCUUCAUUUACACCUUGAGGAAUGAGGAGGUAAAAAGUGCCAUGAAGCAGCUCAGGCAGAGACAAGUUUUUUUCAUGAAAUCAUAUACAUAAUGGGCAUUGGGACUGCAGACAUAAUUGCAGGCACAUCCUUAAUGAAAGAGCAAAAGUAAAGAGUCAAAAUCAACUUAUAUAACUUGGUAAAUUAGGUAAAAUGGCAUAGAGCAGGUCAGAUUUCUGCUCAUUAAAGAUAAGAACUUAUUCUGUUCAUUAAAGAUAAGAACUUAUUAACUAUUAUUUAAAUAAAGCGCAAGAUCAUAGUGGAAGUUAUAAGGAAAAAUAACCUGGGAAAGUUUAAAGACAGCUUUUGAUUUCAUCAGUAAAAGAAUACAAUUUGGGGAACUCAGUUCAGUCUCAGUUUCAGGAGCAGGUAGAGUGAGAAUUGACUCUCUUGAUUUAUACUGUUCUGUGGGCUAUUGCCUCUGGGAAGCUAUACAUCACUCCUGUGAUUUAUACAUUAUAGUAGUUUCAAUCUUGUUUUCCAAUAUAUUUUCAAGUGUAUAAAUAAGACUUUACUUAUUUAUAUUGAAUUAAACUUUUGUUGCUUUUGAAUGUAAUUCUCUCAUGUCUAGAUCUAUUUUGUACUUUUUUUUUGAGACAGGAAUUUUUUGUACUAUUCCUGCAACUUCCUGUAAGUCUGAAAUUAUUGUCAAAAUAAAAAGUUAAAACAAAACAAAACUAUACACCCACAAGAAUAGUAAAAAUUAAAAAGGUAGAAAAUACCAAGUGGUUUUUUUUUUCUAAUUACUCUGUCGCCCAGGCUGGAGUGCAGUGGCGCCAUCUCAGCUCACUGCAACCUCCACCUCCAGGUUUAAGUGAUUCUCCUGCCUCAGCCUCCUGAAUAGCUGGGACUAUAGGUGCAUGCCAUCAUGCCUGGCUAAUUUUUGUAUUUUUAGUAGAGAUGAGGUUUUACCACGUUGGCCAGGCUGGUCUCAAAACUCCUGAGUUCAAGCCACCCACCCCUCUCAGCUAAUCAUUAAUUACUAUCACUCAUUGGGCUGAAGUAUAUCAGUUUAUUGUGGAACGGGCAAGUCCAUAUGAAGAGGGAUCCAUGACAAAUUUCUUAGGUAAUGAUGAUGAUAUUCUGUGACUGAAAUAAGUAGGAUUAGCUGUAAAUGAAGAUCCUAUAGAUGGUCAGAGAGCUACCAUACAAUAUCAACUUUAAAGGAGCUAAUGGAAUGAAAUGAAAUAUGGUUAAUAAUAAAAAUAUUAAGUAUAAAUAUGCUUCUUUGCUUAUUCUGAAAAAAUUUAUAAUUGAUUGGGGUCUUUGUCACUAUUUUCCACAUGGUCUGUCAACUUAUAGAAAUAAGACUUGAGUAUUCUGGAGAACUGGAGAGCAGACAACAUAGCCAUCCACACAUUACAGACAUACACAAUACAGAGUGAGUUGCCCACUAACUCUAACUAAAGGGUAAUACAUGAUUACCUUUUAGUAAUCAAAAGGACAAAGAAUCAGAAGCAGUCUAUUCAUUAAACUGAGAGGUGCUCAUGAACAUAUCUAAAUAUCAUUACUUGAAGUUGACAAACAAGGAUAGAAUAUGGUCAGCCCCCUAUAAUUCUCAUGUAAAACUUGAGUCACAGUAAGAGUUUUAGAUAUCUAUGAGGAAAUGAAGUCCAGAUAUCACUACUAUGUACAUGUUAAAAACUUAGAAAAAUGAUCUAAU